This is a messenger RNA of Ananas comosus (pineapple), 749 nucleotides long. Its product is annotated as receptor-like serine/threonine-protein kinase SD1-7. The record is from RefSeq and is a predicted model, not a curated record. Gene Ontology annotation, biological process: protein phosphorylation. Bases 142 to 645 code for a protein of 167 amino acids. Gene Ontology annotation, molecular function: protein kinase activity. The transcript has 2 exons. NCBI's taxonomy places the organism in Eukaryota, Viridiplantae, Streptophyta, Magnoliopsida, Poales, Bromeliaceae.
CUUGGAUAGCGAGAUGAAAUCUAAGAUAUCUGAUUUUGGCUUAGCUAGAAUCUUCGGUUCCAACGAAACUCAAGCAAACACAAACAGGGUUGUUGGCACAUAGUAAGUAUAGAUUAACCACAUUUAUGUAUCAACUAAUUUAUGUUUAUUGGUUUUGUUGACAAUUUUGUAAUUAAUUGGUUCAGUGGCUACAUGUCUCCCGAAUAUGCUUCUGAGGGUCUUUUCUCAGUUAAAUCUGAUGUCUUUAGCUUUGGCGUCUUACUUCUUGAGAUCGUUAGCGGAAAGAGAAAUGCUGGUUUUCACCAAUAUGGGAAUCAUCUUAACCUCCUCGGAUACGCAUGGGAGGUUUGGAAAGAGGGGAGAUGGCUUGAACUCAUAGAUCCAUCACUAGAUGGUAGUUCCGAAACAUAUGAGAUAUUGAGAUGCAUUCAUGUGGCAUUAAUGUGUGUUCAAGAGAAUGCUGCGGAUCGACCCACCAUGUCGGAUGUGAUUGUGAUGCUAAACAGCGAUAGUACGAGCCUACCAGAUCCAAAGCAACCAGCUUACUUCAAUGUGAGAAUCAUGGAUGAAGCAGAGAUGGCAUCUGAUUUCAUCGUGCCUGUUAGUGAAAAUGAGAUUACUUUUACUGGUCUAGAAGGUCGAUAAUGCUACUUCAGUUGUCUUCUUCUUCCUUUUUCUAAUUUGGUUUUCUUUUCGAGAUAUUAAAGUUCGUAUCGGCAUUAUCAGUUAUCCUAUUGUCGUAUUAGAUA